Messenger RNA from Penicillium macrosclerotiorum, 798 nucleotides. RefSeq lists its product as uncharacterized. The record is from RefSeq and is a predicted model, not a curated record. The coding region runs from base 1 to 798 and encodes 265 amino acids. NCBI's taxonomy places the organism in Eukaryota, Fungi, Ascomycota, Eurotiomycetes, Eurotiales, Aspergillaceae. The transcript has a single exon.
AUGGAGCUAGCAGUAAUCUUGCUAUUACUGGGUGUGUUUUCUGGGCUGCCUUCGGCCUAUGGCUGGACGUUUGUCUGGCGCAAUGCGUCGGAUAACUCCUUUGUCGAACAUGACCAACAGCCAAUGUCCUGUACAAAGAUAAACAAUGGGCAAGGCGAGCUGUUUGAGUGGGACUCAGAAGAGGGACCCUUUGCAAUUUCGCUAUAUUCAAAUACAGAUUGCUCCGGCUCACCAUCAGGAUAUGCUACACAUAUCUUUAAUAAGAAUGCCAGCAAGUCCAUCCUUUCGUUCAAGGUUGAUUCAACUGCUUCAACAAUGACUUCUGUUCCUUCAAAAACGUCUAGCUCUACCUCUAUCUCUACUACCUCGACUACAUCUCAAACGAACACAUCUGACGCUGCUGUAUCGUCCUCAUCGUCUGCAUCUGGAUUGUCGGGUGGCACAAUUGCGGGAAUAAUUAUCGGUGUGAUUGCUGGCAUGUCUAUCAUUGCAGGAGUAUUAUUCUGGCUUCGUCAACGGUCUUGUAAGACGCCCUCGACCACUACAGAUUCAGCUUUAGGAUACAAUGGCUCUUCUUUCAGCUAUCACUCCACGUACAGAUCCCCUGGUUCUAUGGGCUCAGGCCGUACGACUCAAGACACCAAGAAAACAACUCCGGCAUUUGCCCCGAAAUCUGCUGUAGGUCCUGUACGUAUGGUUGAGCUUCAAGGGCAUAACGCAGCGGCAGAGUUGAGCAGCCACGGCGUGAAUGAGUUGGAAAGUCCAAACGAUGUCAAAUUUCCCACAUCUCGCCCAUAA